This is a messenger RNA of Cygnus olor (mute swan), 483 nucleotides long. It is a transcript of the gene NDUFC1, whose product is annotated as NADH:ubiquinone oxidoreductase subunit C1. The coding region runs from base 49 to 333 and encodes 94 amino acids. The record is from RefSeq and is a predicted model, not a curated record. Gene Ontology annotation, cellular component: mitochondrion. The transcript has 4 exons. NCBI's taxonomy places the organism in Eukaryota, Metazoa, Chordata, Aves, Anseriformes, Anatidae.
CGGGACAGCGGGGCUGCGGCGGCUCCGCCCUGCCGGCAGGGGGCGGCCAUGAGCGCCGCGCCCGCCCGCCCGCCCGACAAGAUGGCGGCGGCGCUGAGGGCGGCGGCGGCGAGGCUGCGGCUGGCGGCCCCCGGGCCCGGGCUCGUUUUUACCCGGUCUGCGUUUGUUGCGAGAAAACAUAAUUACGAGCAUCCGAACUGGUUUGGAGUCGGCUUGGCUUUUAGCACCAGUGCUGCCCUGUGGGCUCUUCUUUUCAAGCAGCAUAAUGAAGAUGAAAUGGAGUAUGAAAGAAGAAAAGAAGAGAGAAAACAUAAGUGUACAGGAUGUUCAUAGUUGACCAGAGGCUUGGUAAGAAAUAUCAUCAUCGGUUGUGUCCUGUGGAUAAAUGAGCACAGCAGAAGUACAAAGUAUCUAAACACUUAUCUGUUCAUACAUUUCAUGUGCAUUAUUAUAAAAUAAAUGAUAAAGUGUGGAAGAAACUUA